Messenger RNA from Raphanus sativus (radish), 2306 nucleotides. Its product is annotated as polyadenylate-binding protein-interacting protein 7-like. The transcript is spliced from 7 exons. Lineage: Eukaryota; Viridiplantae; Streptophyta; Magnoliopsida; Brassicales; Brassicaceae. The record is from RefSeq and is a predicted model, not a curated record. The coding region runs from base 329 to 1993 and encodes 554 amino acids.
AACAAGAUUAGAAGGGGAAAAAGAGAAGGUCAAAAUCGAGAGGGGCGUGUCUCUUAUACGAUAAUCUUGUGGUGGUCUGUGGUGUGACAUCUUGAGCCAAACACACACGAGUAUAGAGAGAUUAGAGGAGAAGAAGAAGAAGAAGACGACGACGACGCUUACCCAAAGCUCGAAUCCCUAGCCUUUUAACUUUCCUGAAUCUCUCGUGUUUUCUCUCUUCUUCCAUGGAUCCUUUCCUCUUUUUCUUCCGCAAAGGUUUUGGCUAAAAAGAAAAGCAGUUAUUGUUGUCCCCCAAGACCAAUCUAUCUCUCUGAUUCUUGUUGACGAUAUGAACUUAAGCAAGAAAGCAACGACCCCGUCAAGUGAUUCAAAGCUAAGUUCUAGUCUCAAGCCAACAACUUUGAACCCUCAUGCUGCUGAGUUUGUUCCCUUUACUCUACGCUCCCCCCGACCUACUGCUACUACUACUACUACUACAAGCAACUUGGAUGUUACGACACCAAGACUUUUAGCUUCCUCCAGCUCUUUCCUGGACCGGUCUGAGUCAUCUGUGUCACAUCAUUCAGAUGAUGAAGCACGCCAGUUCUGGAGUCACCAACUUCCUGAUGAUUUAACUCCAGACUUCAAGCUGAUGACCACUCAAGAUGACAAUUCCUAUGCUUCUGGGAGUUUGUCACUAGCUAGCUUGUCCUUGUAUGAACCUGAAAACUUUCCUCGUGCUAGUGGAGUUGGAGGAGGAGGAGGAGGAGGAGGGUUUGCGUUCUCUGACCAACCUGGCUUAGCUCCACAUAAUGGGCAUAACCUGUCGGACAAGAGCAGAUAUUCCCCCAUCUCUUCUUCGUUCGGGGAAGAUCAGAGUUUCAGUCCAAAGCCCUGGGAUAAGCAGAUUAUGAAUGAGAGGGAGAGAAACCCUUUUGGCCGGUUCAUGAUUCCCGAGAAUCCAAAUGUAGGGGAAAUGGAGGUGAACCCUGUGGAGUUUCUUGCUUCUCAGUUCCCUGGAUUUGCUGCUGAAAGUCUUGCAGAAGUUUAUUUUGCUAAUGGGUGUGAUUUGCAGUUGACAGUUGAGAUGCUUACUCAGCUUGAGCUACAAGUGGAUAAUGGUUUGAAUCAGAACAUGAGGCCUAAGAUUCCUGCUCCUGCUCCUAAUCUAACUCCCAUGGAUUUUCCUGCCCUUAGCAUCUCAAAUAGGCCUACUGCACAGUUUGGUGGGGAUGAUAUGCAACAAACAGGAAAUCAUUACCAAUCUGCUGGAAAGGAUAAUAUGUUUUUCUUCAAGUCAGUUCCUCAGCCUGGUUCAGUCGAUUAUGUUUCUGCCGUCAAGAAGUUAGCAUCCCAAGACACUACUGGGUUGUGGAAAUACGAAGGAAACGAUUCAGGAGACUCAUCUAUUGGCUCAAGCAGAAAUUAUCAUCCUGGGAGGAGUAUAUAUUCUGAUAAGCUGCUCACUCAAUCCCCAAACCGACCUGCUCCUGUCGCCUGGCUGGAGACCGGGGACGCAGUUGGUAAUAUGUAUUCUGACUUGCGCGAGGAAGCACGUGACCAUGCGCGUCUGCGGAAUGUAUACUUUGAACAGGCACGGCAAGCAUACCUUGUGGGGAAUAAGGCCUUAGCUAAAGAUCUAAGCGCCAAGGGACAGAUGCAUAACAUGCAGAUGAAGGCUGCCCAUGGGAAAGCUCAAGAAGCCAUUUACCGUCAGAGGAACCCGGUGGGUCAAGGGAACAGUAGAGGGAGCGAAAGAAUGAUAGACUUGCACGGGUUACAUGUUAGUGAAGCACUCGACGUGUUGAAGCACGAACUGAGCGUGUUGAGGAGCACAGCUCGAGCAACACAAGAGAGGCUUCAGGUUUACAUAUGCGUUGGGACUGGUCACCACACAAGGGGUUCCCGCACAAUGGCUAGACUCCCAGUUGCUGUACAGCGCUACCUACUCGAAGAAGAAGGCCUUGACUUCUCCGAGACUCAGUCUGGUCUCCUUAGAGUCAUCUUAUACUGACCAGGUACUCUUAUAUAGGAACCAGCGAUACACAACCAGAAAGGAAAACGAAAAAAGAAAAAAAAAACGACCACGCUAUUCAUUUUGUUGUAUCUGUUCUGUACAUGGGAAGGCAAGAAGAAGGAAGGCUUAUAUGCCGAAAUGUUUUAGGUUUGUUAAGAAGAAAAUACUUUUUGUAGCAUUAGAGGAUCAACCAGACCUCUUUAUCUGUUUUUUUGUGGGGCUUUAUCUGAUGUUUUGUUGAUUCUCUAUGCUUUUACAGUUUUACUGUUAUAUACACUCCUUUCUUCAAGAAAUGCUUAUAUUUGUAGUC